AUGCCAAAAUGGGUGAAAUUGGUUUUCUUGAAAUGGUUGCCACGGCUAUUAUUUAUGAGACGAUCGCUUGACGACAGCGAAAAUUCGUUUCGAAAAGUAAGCUCGAGAAAAACACUCGGAUUAACAACACUUGAUGGGAAAAUCCCCUUGAAUUUGCAUGAACAUCGUGUGAGUCGUGAUAUUGGCAAAAGUCUGGGGAAUGCUGCCGUAGACGAGCGGAUACAAAAACUCUACUACUCUCCUCAGGUUAUUAAAGCGUUCGAGAACAUUUGUUUCAUUGCGGAGUUGCUCAAAAAGAAGGACCGUGACGACAAAAUAGAUGAGGACUGGAAGUACGUGGCAAUGGUGCUGGACAGAUUGUUUCUGAUCAUCUUCUCGCUAGCUUGCUUCACUGGCACUGUACUAAUUCUCCUCCAGGCACCGACUCUCUAUGACGAUCGGAAUCCUAUCGAUCUACAGUACAGACCUGCCAAUUUAAGUUCUUUAGUCUGA
This is a messenger RNA of Angiostrongylus costaricensis, 492 nucleotides long. NCBI's taxonomy places the organism in Eukaryota, Metazoa, Nematoda, Chromadorea, Rhabditida, Metastrongylidae. The record is from the annotation of a GenBank genome assembly.